Molecule: messenger RNA, 979 nt
Organism: Branchiostoma belcheri (Belcher's lancelet)
Lineage: Eukaryota; Metazoa; Chordata; Leptocardii; Amphioxiformes; Branchiostomatidae
Exons: 5
Coding region: 6-704 (232 amino acids)
Source: RefSeq, a predicted model, not a curated record
ACGCAAUGAAAGUAAAUUUGGUUAACCUACAUACAGUCACGUCUUUUCUUUACAGACAGGCCACCUCGGUGGAAAGCACUGCAAAACAGUCUCAUUCAUGCAUGAUGAUGUCGGUAGAGGUACAGAGAUAUACAAUGCUCUUGAUAGUGGUUGUUGUAGCCGUGGUCGCAGCGCUAGUUCCAGUCGCCAGUGCCGGACAGUGUGUGGACGCCAAACCUGGCGCUAACUUCACUAACGAGCGCUACUAUGGGCUGUGGUACGAGAUCGGCAAGAUACAAACCGCCGGAGGAGCUUUCUUUGAGAAGGACUGUGUCUGCACCAACAUCGCCAUCAAGGCCGACCCCAGCGGGAACGCAGGAGACGCCAUCGUUACUAACAGCUGCAGGAAGAAAACUCCGCAGGGACAGUAUCUCAACGCUACAGCCAAACUGAUCCAGGAGACAGUACCAGGGAAAUGGCAAGAGAGCUUCUUCCCUUUUGCUCCCACGCAAACCUACACCAUAAUCUACAUCGGUGAUGACUAUGCUGUGGAGUAUGACUGUGAGUCUGUGUUCGGCCUGCUGAACUACUGUAUCCACAUCCUGUCCCGGAAACCCACUCAAGACCCUGACCUCACCAAGAAGCUCCUGCAAGGCUCCUUAGACAUGGGACUCAACUCUGAGGAACUGGAGUAUGUGCAGACACUGCAGGAGGGCUGCUGGUAGAUGGAAAAACGAGAAAACCAACAUUUACAGCAAAACCAAUGAUGCAUUUUAAACAAGGCACCCGACUAUGCGCUCUUGAACACCUGAAAAGUGCCUUUGGCUUAAGGUUGAAUAAAGGUUUAAAAAAAAACAACCUUUGUUAUCAAGGCCGCACUAACCUAUUCCUUUGGUUCCCAGACAUUUAAAGUAAAAAUUCAGCAAAAUGACAAAUGAAAAUAGAAGCCUGUAAGAAUUAAAUCUGGCUAUAUUCACUGUUGAUAUAUGUGUAUAGCAAU